AUGAAUAAUAUUAACCAAGCUACCUCUGGUUUGAAAACUUCAACACCAUCAAUUAUGAAAAGAAUUGCUAAAGCACUAGAUACUGUAUUCAAAAAUUUAAAUGAAACUAAUUCCAAACUAAACCAUAUUAAUGAAGUAUUUGAGCAACAUCAAGAAACUAUUUCUAUUCAAGUUACAAAGCUUCAAGAUAUAUAUAAUAAUUUAAACACAACAUUUCAAGAUAUUUUUUCUACUUUAAGCAUGAAUAUCUUAGAAAUACAAGAUAAAGUUAUUGAAUAUACUGACGAUCAAAAAAAUAUAUUAAAUAUCCUUGAAGAAAUUAGAACUGAAAAUUCUCACAAGCCACUUUCUGAAAUAAUUAAUUCCAAAAAUAAAUCUGUUAAGAAUUUAACUUGGUAUUCUGCAUCACAUCCUACUUUGUAA
This is a messenger RNA of Racocetra persica, 423 nucleotides long. NCBI's taxonomy places the organism in Eukaryota, Fungi, Glomeromycota, Glomeromycetes, Diversisporales, Gigasporaceae. The record is from the annotation of a GenBank genome assembly.